This is a messenger RNA of Verticillium alfalfae VaMs.102, 993 nucleotides long. RefSeq lists its product with no specific name. The coding region runs from base 1 to 993 and encodes 330 amino acids. Lineage: Eukaryota; Fungi; Ascomycota; Sordariomycetes; Glomerellales; Plectosphaerellaceae. The transcript has 5 exons. The record is from RefSeq and is a predicted model, not a curated record.
AUGGUGAUCCCUCGCCCCCUCAAUAUCCUAGUGACAAGGAGCUUCUCUAUUACUGCGGGUCCAUUGGAAGACUGUGUCACGCCGCUUCCCGAGGACUUCCUACAUGGUCUGUCCCCUGUCCCAAGCACUUCCCACAACCACAACGCCCGCAAUGACGAGAGCCUCCUUGAUGCUCAGUCAUACCCGAGUCCUUCUCGAGUCACCGGCCCCAACAUCCCGCACGGGUACUGCAGUCAUGGUCCUCCAAGUCCCCCGUUAAGUGCAGUCGGCUCGGUAUCGCCUCCGCUCUUCUUCUUACCCGAUAACCCUCCCCCUUCACCGAUUGAGCCUCUGAGAAGACUCAGCGUGCAGGAACCAUCAAAAACCCCUCAGACGCAAUCCGAUGUACCCAUUGCGCACCAAAACCUCGCCGUAGUACAGUUUGAUGAGGAGAAACUUACAUGGGAAGGCACGGCACCCUUGCACGCUAUUGACCUUGGAAGCUGUGAAGGCCUGGACGACCUUGUGUCCGGACUCUUUCACUGCCUGCAGACCGGCCGUGCAAUCCAGAUCAUCGGCGUGCCAUUUCCAGAUCUCGGGAAGUGGAUGGAUCGCCUGAUGGAAGCUGGCUUUUGGUCAAUCAAGGCAGAGUUCCUGCCUUUGGGGGCAAAGGUCGGGGCAGUCGCAUAUGUGAAUGUCUUCGCCGACAAGCCAGCCACGCCGAGCCCGACAUUUUGGGGGAUUCAAAAACAUGACCAAAACGCCGAGUCGCUUGCCAGGAACCAUUUUAUCAGCCUUGCCAUCGAAGUUCUCAACAACAACCCUGACCGCUUGCCGGACCUCCGCUGGUUGAUAUCUAUUGAUCUAGGCCUUCGAGCCUGGUUUGAAGCUGAGCUUUUUCAAAGAAUACGAAAUAUAGGGGUAGACCACCACCCAACUGCCCGAAUGCACUUGAUGACAUCGCGUUUUGUCGGCUUCUCCUUGAAUGCGCCGGUGGUCAGGAAAAUGAUUUGA